CAAUAGACCAACCCCUUGAACAUGUGGCCAUCUUUUCUCCGAUCAACGCAGAAGUAUUUUAAAUCUACACAGGUCACACUGGCUCUCACAAGUCGUAGGGAAGAAGACCGUCUACCGGACACCAACCUCUCAACUGCGUCUUGUCUGUCUACCUGUAUGGAGAUACGACUGAUGCAUCAGGUUCAAACGGCUUAUUACGACUAGAGUGGACUCGGACUUUAUAUUCAUCCUCCCCGUUAUGAUACUCAAACAGAUUCAUUGAGUGGUUGAUUGUUUGAUGCAUAUGCCUAAAAAGUGUUCAUAUUCACACUAAAUACUUUUGAACAAGUAAACGUUGUGUAGAAGCAACAGUUCCGGUAACAGAAAUCUUAUGUACAUAUUGUUGAGGGGAAAAAAACUCGCACUGACUUGCAGUCAAGAGGCAGACAGACCACGCCUGAAAAACCAGGGGCGUAGAAGGAAUUUAGACUUUUCCACCAGUGAAACACAUCCCAACUCUUUUCCUCUUUUCACUGUGUCGACGCAGUCAGCCACCCGACCCGACAGAGGACAAGAAAAAGGACUUGCACAAUGGCUGGGGUGGCAUCAACGUUGGCCAAGAAGAGGGCUUUGGCCGCAGGAUUUGGCACUAAUGCCAAUGCGUCGAAGUACCUAAACCAAGACUUCGAGUCUCUCAGGAGCGAGUGUCUGGGUAGAGGUUCACUUUUCACGGAUUCCACUUUUCCAGCCGAACCUGCGUCCUUGGGAUUCAAUGAGCUCGGACCGAGAUCUUCCAAAACCAGAGGUGUGCAAUGGAAACGACCUGGGGAGCUGGUGUCCAGCCCGGAGUUCAUCGUUGGUGGAGCCUCGAGAACCGACAUCUGUCAAGGCGGCUUGGGUGACUGCUGGCUCCUGGCGGCCAUCGCCUCUCUGACCCUGAAUGAAGAUGUGAUGGCCCGCGUUGUUCCUGCAGGACAAGGCUUUGGACGUGGAGAGUACGCUGGGAUCUUUCACUUCCAGUUCUGGCAGUUUGGUGAGUGGGUGGACGUGGUGAUUGAUGACCGGCUGCCGGCGAAGGAUGGGGAGCUGCUGUUUGUUCACUCAGCCCAGGGCUCUGAGUUCUGGAGCGCCCUGCUGGAGAAGGCCUACGCCAAGGUGAAUGGAUGCUAUGAGGCUCUGUCAGGGGGCUCCACCACUGAGGGCUUUGAGGACUUUACAGGAGGGAUAGCAGAGAACUAUGACCUGAAGAAGGCUCCCUCCAACCUGUUCCAGAUUAUCAGGAAAGCCCUGGCCUCUGGAGCUCUGCUGGGCUGCUCCAUCGAUAUCACCAGCCAGGCAGACUCGGAGGCCAUCACCAAUCAGAAGCUGGUGAAAGGACACGCCUACUCUCUGACCGGGGCUAUCGAGGUGAACUACCGUGGGCGCAAGGAGAAGCUGGUCAGAGUGCGUAACCCCUGGGGAACAGUGGAGUGGACUGGGGCCUGGAGUGACAACUCCUCUGAGUGGAACAGCGUGGAUGUUUCUGAGCGGGACAACGUGAAGGCAGACGAUGGAGAGUUCUGGAUGUCCUUCUCUGACUUCACGAGGCACUACCAUCGCCUGGAGCUCUGCACUCUGACCCCUGACACACUGACCACUGAUGACGUUAAACACUGGAGCGUGUCUAACUACGAUGGGGCCUGGAGGAAAGGAUCGACCGCAGGAGGAUGCAGGAACAACCCCUACACGUUCUGGAUGAAUCCCCAGUUCAAGAUCAAGCUGGAGGAAGAGGAUGACGACCCGGGUGAUGAUGAGGUGGGCUGUAGCUUCGUGGUGGGACUCAUCCAAAAGAACAGAAGACGGAUGAGGAAAGCAGGAGAGGACAUGCACACCAUCGGAUUCGCCAUCUAUGAGGUGCCGGAACAGUUCCACGGCCAGCGGGAGGUCCACCUGGACAAGAACUACUUCCUGUCUCACGCCCAGACGGCCCGUUCGGAGACCUUCAUCAACCUGAGAGAGGUCAGCACCCGCUUCAAACUGCCCCCAGGAGAAUACCUCAUCGUCCCCUCCACCUUCGAGGCCAACCUGAACGGGGACUUCUGCCUACGAGUGUUCUCCGAGAAACAGGCCGAAACACUGCCCUGUGACGACCCGGUUAAGGCAGAACUAGAGGAUGACACAGUACCCGAGGGGGAGGUUGAUGCUGGCUUCAGGGGCCUGUUCACUAAGCUAGCUGGAGAUGAUAUGGAGAUUUCAGCAUCUGAGCUCAGGAGUAUUUUCAACAAAAUCGUUGCUAAGCGAACGGACAUAAAGACGGACGGCUUCAGCCUGGACACAGCCAGAAUCAUGGUCAACCUCAUGGACGACAGUGGUAAUGGCAAACUGGGGCUGGUAGAAUUUGCAACACUGUGGAAGAAGAUUCAGAAAUACCUGUCCAUCUAUAAGAGCAAUGACAUGGAUGGGUCUGGCUGUAUGAGCACACCAGAGAUGAGGAUGGCCUUGAACAAAGCAGGUUUCAGCCUGAACAACACUCUCCACCAGGUUUUGGCAGCUCGGUAUGGAGAGGCCGACAUGACCAUUGACUUUGAUAACUUCGUGGCUUGCGUCAUGCGCCUGGAGAUGAUGUUCAAAGUCUUCAAGAAGCUUGACAUGGAUGACACUGGUUUCAUUGAAUUGGAUUUCUUCCAGUGGUUGUCAUUUUCCAUGAUCUAGAAGAUGGCAGCACAAGACCUGUUCUCUCAAAGACCUGUUCUCUCAAAGACCUGUUCUCUCAAAGACCUGUUCUCUCAAAGACCUGUUCUCUCAAAGACCUGUUCUCUCUGACCUGUUCUCUCUGACCUGUUCUCUCUCUGACCUGU
Messenger RNA from Oncorhynchus mykiss (rainbow trout), 2816 nucleotides. The record is from RefSeq and is a predicted model, not a curated record. Lineage: Eukaryota; Metazoa; Chordata; Actinopteri; Salmoniformes; Salmonidae.